AUGCUGCGGUGCUGCUCGUCUCUGUUAUGUGCGGCCGCGUCGACAGAGGUAACGUUUAGGCGGGCGUUGGGGGCGCAGAGCACGCUCCUUGACCUCGUUCCGGUGAAGAAACCGAUGAUUGAGGGGUCGCUAUGCUGGUUUGUCGAGGAGAACAUUGAGGUUGUGCUGGUGUCCGGUGUGAAGGGCAUCUCCCCCGAUGCGGUGACGGAGCACGUGAAGCGGCGGGCGGUGCAUCUUCUGCAGCGGUGCGGCGGGGGAGAUGCGGCGCAGGGGUGCCAAACACUCCGGCGCUGCAUUGAGGAGGCGCGGGUGACGCGGAGUCUGCUCCACCGCCUCGACCUUCAGGUGCGGCUGCGCCUCUGGAGUUCGGCGACGGGGGAGGCGGGGGAGGAGGAGGAAGCGCCAUUGUCCUUGCCGGUGCCGCCCACCCGAGCGGCGGCCGACGCAGGGGCGCGGGGGGGAGGCGGGGGGGCGUUGCACUGCUCAGUUUACGAGACCGACGCGUGGGAGCCGCAUCGGCAUCAACGGCACGUCAGGGAGGUCUCAACGUCGCCGUCGGUGCCGUCCUUGUGCGACCUCCUUCGUGAGGCUCUACGAAUUGUGCGACUUGACGCGGAGGGGAAGGGCCGACGGUUUGCUGCGGCCGUACACCAGGAGGCGCACUUGCUUUUCUCCACCGCAACGUCUGCGACGGCGCCGCACGACGGUGUUCCUUCCUUGCACGAAGCGGCGUCGAAGCGAGCCGACCGCUUUUUCGCAAAGGACCCGGCACUGCGGUGCUUGCUAUGUCCGACUCCCUAUACUGUGGAGAUGGAGUUCCUCCUUUACGGGAAGGAUAGCCGAGGCAGUUCCGGCAUUACUGCGGGCCGGUGGCUGCUGCACGAUGAGGCGGAAAACGUAGAGAGAUGCGAUGUGCCGUUGGCGACGCUGAAGGACAAGGCGGGGCUCUUGCAUAGAGGCAGAUGCAGUGAGGUGCCACGCCACCAACCGGAGCCCAUAGCAGAGUCCACAAUCAGGUCUCUUGAAGAGGCGGGGGAUGUUGUAUGCGUGAAAUCGUGCAAGGAUGGAGAAUUUGCUUCUGCGCUUUUGCGUUCUCUUUGCUCCCAACCGCUUCUUCAAUCUCGAAUUAUCCACGCCUCGGCCGCCGAGAUGCUCUGCGGUCGCUUCGCCCCAGUACGUGCGGGGGACUUUGUCAGAAGUUGUGGGCGGCUUGACAUUGACGCCUGGUUAAGUGAACGGGGCCGGCCCCUGACGGUUCCCAUGGCACCGCGUUACUUGCAUCACCCCAACCCGUUGCUGUUUCUGCAGGAGUGUCUGCCGCUGGAAUUGGGCACGCGGGCGGCGUUGCCUGCGUGUGUGGGGUCGUUGCACUUUGGGUAUCACCUGGCCAUCACAGCCAGUGGGCGUGUGUCGACCGCUGUGGGGGGCUUCAUCUCCGCUGCGGCGGCGGUGUCGGCGCUCUUGCCGUGGCACCUGGCCUGCCCCCCGCGACCUGCCGUGGCGGAGGCGGUGCACCACCCGCAACACAACUCUCAACCGUCGGGUGGCUUUUUCGCAGGGACGGAGGAGGCGCGUCCGACGGGUGCACGUGGUGGGGCACCCGAUGAGCACCUUGGAACAUCCAGCCCGGUUUCCGUGGAAGCCAUUGACGCGGAGGCCACACUCAAAGGCUUGGGCGUGGUCUCUGGGAAAGUCACGCAGGGCGUCGUGGAGUAUUCCGAUGCAGCAGGUCGGAGCGUUCUUCGCUUUGAGCAGAUGGACACGCUGCAGGGGAUUGAGCGCUUCGUGAGGUGCCUGCGGCGAAGCCACUCCGCAUGCUUCACCACAAUCUCCGUUUAUAGCAGGAAGAGAGCCUCGUCUACUGUUGUGUGGGGGGCCUUUGCCGGAAUGGCGGGGCAGAAACUGCCGCCCUACGUGCGACGAAUUCGAAUUCCUGUUCCGUUAGUAUCCGGCGAGUUUUUUGCAAUUCGCUACUGCGGUUUGCUGGAGCUGGAGCAGAGGGAGUACGCCCUGCUGAGCAUUCUUGAACGCUACUCCAAGGACCCGACGCGGUGGCCGUUGAGGUGCCCAGUGCCCUGCUUUUUCAACCGAUGGCGACUGACGCGAGGCAUCCUCGAGGCGCUGCUACGACACGAUCCGCUGUUUCGCUACACGCUUGAACGUGUCUCUGAGCAGGGACAGGACGGGAAGUUUCUCCUGCGUUUGUACUCCGGGGAUGCAAAGACGCACGAGGCGCAACUGGAUGAGGAACGGCUCCUACCAGAGGUGCGGCGUUGCUUGGUUCAAUAUGCGGCCCGCUGGGACGUCCAAGUCCCACCCAUUGAGACGGUUGCUUUCUUGCUGGGGGAGGUUCGAAAGAAUUUGUCGUUCACUUGCAGGGGCUUUGUUGCGGCCCUGCUGCACAACAGCGAGGUGCUGCAGCAGAGAGGCCGGGAGGCGUCGCUGGAGUUGCACAUCAUUGAAGGUGCGAGGAUCCGCCUCUCUGUGGCCAGCUGCGCCACACAGGAGGCGGUGAAGGAGGCGCUGUCUAGGAUUUUUCUCGAGAAGCAGUUCCCUGAGCUGCUCCCGGCGGUGCAUCAGCUGCAGCGGGUUAAUAACGUCCUUGCACGUAAUCCCGGCGGGCGGGAGACGCUGUUUCGCUGCUACGACAACGCCAGUGAGGGACGCGGUUACCGCUGGGAGCUGCAGGCGCUCACCGACGACGCCGGGACGGUGACGCUGCUGGAAGCGGCGGAGGGGGCCUCACGGCUGGACGCGCUUGCGGCGCUGCUGGACAAGAUCGACGGCGCGGGAGAAGCACCGCCACUGUGCCCGGCAGCAAGCGGAGCUGCGACGUCUGCCGCUCCGGCGUUGGCGCAGACGAUUGAGCGCUACCAGGCGCUGCUCGCACAGAGGCGUGGGCUGCGACGGGUGAUGCAUGACUACGACGUGAAACGCAACCUGCUGACGGUGCGGGGACUCAGCGACCACGCGGGUGCGGCAGGGGGCAACGCCACUGUCCUUCGCGUCAUCCCACUUGGGGAGGGCGUCUCCGUCGGGGAUGUGCUUCACAGGUACUACCGCGGCGAGCUCCACAUCGUCAACCCGCCACCGUCCAAGGCGGACGAGCAGCUGCGACUUCUCCCUCUGCCGUCGAUUUACAAGUUGUGCCAGGCACACUUUACGCUGCCGCUGCCUCCGCUGGAGGACGCGCUUGUCGCGUCACAAGAGAAGGGGGGCUGGCGCGUUGGGCUGCGUCUUCCGGCGGUACUUUUUGCGCUGCAGGGACCGCAGUACGUUGAGUACGUUUACCGGGGACGUGGGAAACAAGAGGGAAAACGCGGUGUGGUCCGCAACUUUUACUUGGCGCUACACGGUGAUCCGCCGGCUGCCGUGCGGCGGAUUUUGUCGGAGGGCCUCAGCGCUGACGCGUUGCCCACCGACAGCUUACCCCCCUCCGCCUCGGGCGCGCCCACCACACACACGCGGAAAGUCACCGUCCUGAAUCAUCACCUUCUUCACAAGAGCAACGGCGGCGGCAGCAGCUGUAGGGGGAGGGCGGCUGACGCCGAGAGCGGCAGCUGCAACAAGGAUGAGGAUGCGACGAGGCCGGGGAUGCGUGUUGGUCGGGGUGACACCUGCAUGUACAGUGAAAUUACGGGAUUGAUUUGUUCCCAGCUUCGGCCUCAUGUGGGCUACGAUGGUGUGGUGGAGUGUCGGCUCAGUUACAUUACUGGAUUCACGGGCCGUUACGUUUCCACGCCAGCCCAGCAUGAAAAGUGUGUGGAGCUGUUUAAUGUGCCGUUCCGUGCAACAGUGUGGCUGCCCUUGCAACUGCUUGCCGUGCUGCUUUCGUGUGCCCGCCGCCUUGUUCCUGAUGAUGAGUUGGAGGCGCUGCUUCUACGCAGGGCCUCUUCAUGGCCCUCCCUGUUUCUUGACACGACGCAAAAUGAGCGUCUCUUUUGCACCACAUUUCUGCGGCGCUACUUGGGUCUGUGGACAUUCGAGGAGAACGAUGUGGGAGCUCAGGUGGCGGUGCCGGGCUCGUUAUAUCUUGUAGAGCGCACACGACGCAUUCGGGCCGGUUGCUUUGAGGCGUCACUGUCGCUUCUGCAGACGCCACUGCCCCCAAGCUCGACGACAUUUUCGCGAACACUUGCAUCGCACAAGGCAGCGACUACACCCCGAGCGGAAACAAACAUGUGGGGGGCUGUGCUGCAGCACCUUCCAGAGCUGAGCGCCGUACAGGCGGAGGACGCUGACAACGCGGUUCUUCGGGUCAUCAUGAGGCAUGCGGUGGAUACGACGCGGUAG
Trypanosoma conorhini is the source of this 4293-nucleotide messenger RNA. RefSeq lists its product as uncharacterized. Bases 1 to 4293 code for a protein of 1430 amino acids. The record is from RefSeq and is a predicted model, not a curated record. NCBI's taxonomy places the organism in Eukaryota, Euglenozoa, Kinetoplastea, Trypanosomatida, Trypanosomatidae. The transcript has a single exon.